Megalops cyprinoides (Indo-Pacific tarpon) is the source of this 1752-nucleotide messenger RNA. RefSeq names its product modulator of VRAC current 1 (gene mlc1). The record is from RefSeq and is a predicted model, not a curated record. The coding region runs from base 325 to 1491 and encodes 388 amino acids. Lineage: Eukaryota; Metazoa; Chordata; Actinopteri; Elopiformes; Megalopidae. Gene Ontology annotation, cellular component: plasma membrane; cytoplasmic vesicle; endoplasmic reticulum. Gene Ontology annotation, biological process: regulation of response to osmotic stress. The transcript has 13 exons.
CAGACCUGUCUUUGUGCCCGGCGCUAUUUGUCUGUGCUGCGGGUUACUGUACCGUUCAUGUAACGCGGAUGCUGAGAGGACUCCAGCAGGGCGACGAGAGGAGCCGGGGUGUGGAGAGUGACUAAACGGAGAAACGAGCCCCCUCUGCUGCAGUCAGAGACGCAGCCUGCGGAAGUACGGCGAGCGGACGGACACACGGACGGAGCCACCAGCAGCCACCAGCAGCACGAGUACGCAGAGCGGAACAAUCAGGACCAAUCACUCAGCUGGCCACCCGGCUCCUGCAGACUGCCAAUCAAUCAGCUCACAGAGGGCGUCGUCACCAUGCAGAGGGAGGAGCCGCCGGCGGGGGAGGAGUUUGGCUAUGACUGCAUGCCCACGCUGGAGCGGGGGGCGGGGAUGGGGGGCCGCCGGCCGGAGCGCGACAGCUACACGGUGGACGUGCGCGCCAGCGACCUGCACCUGCCCCACUCCCAGCCCAUGCACCCCUGCCUCAGCUACAGGGCCUGGCUCUACAGCGUCCUCAUCGGGGGCAGUCUGUUGAUCACAGCAGGGUUCUCUCUGUACCUGGGCAACGUCUUCCCAGCCGCCAUGGACUACCUGCGCUGUGCAGCAGGCUCUAGUAUCCCCGCAGCGGUGGUGAGCUUCGCCAUUGCCAAGAACAGACACAUUGCAGUGUCAGAUUUCCAGGUGGUGUUCGUCUCCACCUUCGCUAUCACGACCACCUGCCUGGUGUGGUUCGGCUGCAAGCUGGUGCUGAGCCCCUCUGCCAUCAACAUCAACUUCAAUCUGAUCCUGCUGAUUCUGCUGGAGGUUCUGAUGGCCAGCACUGUCAUCCUGUCCGCCCGCUCCGCGGAGGACUGCUGCAGCCACAGCAAGCCAGUGACGUGUGAGGGGCCUGUGGUCCUGACUCCGCCCACUUUCCCCACCCGCCUGCUCAAGGCCUACUCAGUUAUUGAGGUGAUUGUGGGAAUCUCUGCUGUUUUUGGGGGUAUCAUUGCUCUCAACAUGGAUGCUCUGGUCCCAGGACCCUACCUGUCCGUCACCUUCUUCUGGAUCUUAGUGGCCUGUUUUCCCAGCGCUAUCGCUAGCCACGUGGUGGCGGAAUACCCCAACAAGUGCCUGGUGGAGAUGCUGAUCGCCAUCAGCAGUGUGACGUCUCCUCUGCUCUUCUCUGCCUCCGGCUUCCUGUCCUGCAGCGUGCUGAGCUUUGUCGACAUCUUCCUGCAGGAGGUCCCGGUAGCCAAGCAAUCCUACGACGUCCUGCUGCUGAUCCUCAUGCUGCUGCUGCUGGCGCAGGCGGUGCUGACCCUGGUCACCGUGGUCCACUGCGCCUCCUACAAGACCCAGCUGCGCCUGGGGGGCGCGGACAGGGAGCGGUGCACGCCGCCGCCCCCCCAGCACUGCGAGCAGCAAACGGCCAAUGGCAGCCUGCGAGAGUUUGACAAAGACAAAGCAUGGAAGGCUGUGGUGGUGCAAAUGGCACAGUGACGAGAGAGAGGGAGAGAAAGAGGGAGAGAGUGGAGGAGAAGAGAAGACAAAAAAAAAGCUAUGGAGCUAAACGGUAGACAGCAGAGAACAGAGUGAGUUAAAAGGAGAGAGAAGAUAAAAGUGAGACAGAGGCAUCUGAGCACUCAUGCCUCUCUGAAGUUUCGCUACCUGCUUUAACAAUCAUGUUACUACUGCGUACAAUCUGUAGACCUGGAGCUGUAGGCAUUACUGGAUGCUCCUAAUCUCUCAGUACAGUUACUA